Messenger RNA from Cucumis sativus (cucumber), 2400 nucleotides. RefSeq names its product anaphase-promoting complex subunit 7. Bases 391 to 1872 code for a protein of 493 amino acids. Gene Ontology annotation, molecular function: protein binding. Gene Ontology annotation, biological process: cell division. The record is from RefSeq and is a predicted model, not a curated record. Lineage: Eukaryota; Viridiplantae; Streptophyta; Magnoliopsida; Cucurbitales; Cucurbitaceae. The transcript has 16 exons.
AAGAGAGCGGGUUCCGUUGAGGUUUCAGUGACAGCAAAAUUGUUUCAAAAUUUUGGAGUUGUCUUCAGAACUAGAACUGCUGAACAAAAAUGGAGGUUCCAAAGGAUCAAAUCUCCACUCUUCUUGACCAGGGACUCUACAGUUCAGCUCAAAUGCUGGGUUGCUUUCUUGUUUCAUCGCCUGCUGCUAAUGCAGAAUCCACUCCUCACCUCAAGUCUGAAAGCUUGGUUUGUAGUUCUGAAUUCAUUUACUUUCAAUUGUACUCCUUUACUGAUUACUUAUUUCAUCUUUAAUCGCAUUGUUUUUUUUAAAUGAAUUUCUGCACUCUAAUCCGUUUUCUAGUUGAACCCUUUUUUGCUCUGUUUCUGCUUUGUUAGGUGCUUCUUGGGGAUGCAUUGUUUCGAGAAAGGGAGUAUCGAAGAGCAAUUCAUACUUACAAGCAAGCCUUGCAAUACUAUAAGAUUAUUCCUAAACAAAAUUCAACUACUACUAGAAGUUCUUUGCAGUCAAACAGGUCAUCUUCUCCAAACUCUUUUAACGUGUCGGCCAUUAAUGAAAAUGAGUUGUACUUUGCAGAUGGAGGGAAUUCCGAGUAAAGCAAGAAAUUUGCAAAUGAAUCUUUUGCUGGGAAAGCUUUAUAGAUAUGCCAGACAUAACCGUGCUGCUAUUGCAUAUUACAAGGAGUGCUUAAGACACUGCCCUUAUGUGUUUGAAGCUAUUAUUGCUUUAGCAGAACUUGGUACUACUGCCAAAGAUAUCAUUUCCUUGUUUCCUCAGACGGCAAACAGAAGUGGCAAAACUCCUUUUGAUCACUUCGAUUCUAAUCGCUGGCUGCCACGCUAUGUUGAGGCUCAGUGCUGCAUUGCUUCAAAUGAUUACAAAGGUGGUUUGGAGCUGUUUUUGGAUUUGUUGCAACGUUUUCCCAAUAAUAUUCAUCUGUUGCUUGAAGUUGCAAAGGUUGAAGCCAUCAUAGGAAAAAAAGAUGAGGCCAUCAUGAAUUUUGAGAAGGCACGAUCAAUUGAUCCAUUUAUUGUAACAUAUAUGGAUGAAUAUGCUAUGCUUUUGAAGAUAAAGUCUGAUUAUUCAAUGCUAAACAAGUUAGUCCAUGACUUGUUAAAUAUUGAUCCUACAAGACCAGAAGUUUUUGUGGCUUUGUCUGUACUGUGGGAAACGAAAGAUGAGAGGGGAGCCUUGGCUUAUGCUGAAAAGAGCAUCCGAAUCGAUGAAAGGCACAUAACAGGUUUCAUCAUGAAGGGAAACCUGUUGUUAGCCAUGAAGCAGCCAGACGCAGCCGUUAGUGCUUUCAGGAAUGCUCAAGAACUGAGACCUGAUAUUCGUUCAUAUCAAGGUUUGGUCCAUUCUUAUCUGGCACUGUCUAAAAUGAAAGAGGCAUUAUAUGCUGCCCGGGAGGCAAUGAAAGCGAUGCCUCACUCUGCAAAGGCUCUAAAAUUAGUUGGAGAUGUACAUGCUAGUAACUCAGGUGGUAGAGAGAAGGCCAAGAAGUUUUAUGAGUCAGCACUUAGGCUGGAACCUGGUUACCUCGGAGCGGCAUUAGCUUUGGCGGAGCUCCAUGUAAUUGAAGGCCGAAAUGGGGAUGCUGUAUCCUUACUGGAGAGGUACCUUAAGGAUUGGGCUGAUGAUUCUCUUCACGUAAAACUAGCUCAAGUAUUUGCCGCCACAAAUAUGUUGCAAGAGGCUUUAUCUCACUAUCAAGCUGCAUUAAGGAUGAAUCCCCAGAACGAAGCUGCCAAAAAAGGUCUAGAGCGGUUAGAAAAACAAAUGAAGGGAGUGGAUCCUGAUGCACCUGAAGAUGAUGAAGACAAUGAGGUCGACGAUGCCGAUGGAGACCAAGAAGAAGCCGAACUCUUAUGAUCACUAACAAUCCAACACACGAUGUUUACUUUUGCCAGUAAUGUUUCAGACAAUGACUCUUCGAUGUUUUCUUUCAGACAAGAGUAAGUAGUAGUAACUCGUACACGUGUGAAUGCCAAAUAUUUGGAGUUAAAAGUGCAAAUUACCUGGUUUGGAAGCGGCAUUUUGAACUGUUAUUUUCAGAAUUGCAUUAGAAAGAACUGCAACACGAAGUCACAAUCAUUCACGCAAACCUCUCACCAUUUUUCACCCUAUUUCACAUUGUUGAGAUCAAGCAGAAGAAGGUUGCGAAAAUCAUGGACGAAGAAGCAUUCCAAUUGGGUAGCUACGAUUCCAUGACUACUAAGCUUCCAUUUCUGUCCGGUCGUCUUUAACUGUGAAAACUAUAAUCUGUAUGUAUUUGUUUUACCUAAUGAAGUGACAAAUGAAGAGCGGUCUUUUCUUGUAACUUAUGUACACAAGAUCAUUGAUUGUAUUCAGCUAGAAGCCUGUAUAUUCAUCUGUGUAUCAUCCACACUUAAAUCCUCA